CAAAAACAUGGAAAUAAAAAGCUUCUUGAAUGUGUUCUUAACACAGCGUGCCUGGUAUAACAAGUGUUUGUUUGAAAAAACACCAAAAAUACGUUUGGACAGAAGACAGCUGCACUGAAGCCCGAUGCCUCUGGUAGCCAGUGGUGGAGCAGUGAGAAGCUGGUAUUGCUGCUGUGCUUUUACAGGAGAGGCUUGGCUGCAUUAACUCCUAGGAAAACAAGAGCCCAGGCAGCUGGAGCAGAGCCUGGCAAUGGAGGUUGGCCCCACAGCAGCCAGCAGCAGCUCCCCGGCUGGCACCGGCUGGCUGGAUGUCACUUUUGUCACCUGCACUGACACCGUGACUUUCACCGAAGUGCUGGAGGAAGAGGAGUGGAAAUCCUUUUACUACUCCUUUAAGACAGAGCAGCUGGUGACUCUUUGGAUCCUCUUUAUUGUUACUAUUGCUGGAAAUGCCAUCGUGCUCUUCUCUACAUGGAGAAGGAAGCGGAAAUCUCGAAUGACCUUCUUUGUUACACAGCUGGCAAUCACAGAUUCAUUCACAGGACUCAUAAACAUAAUGACUGAUAUCAUCUGGCGCUACACAGGAGAUUUCAUGGCCCCUGACAUCGUCUGCAGAGUCGUCCGCUACUUACAGGUGGUCCUCCUCUAUGCUUCAACCUAUGUCCUCGUGUCACUGAGCAUAGACCGGUAUCAUGCCAUAGUUUACCCCAUGAAGUUCAUGCAAGGAGAAAGACAGGCGAAAGUUCUUAUUGGAGUGGCCUGGAGCCUCUCUUUCCUGUUUUCAAUACCAACUCUGAUAAUUUUUGGGAAACGACAGCUCUCCAAUGGGGAAGUGCAGUGCUGGGCUCUGUGGCCAGAUGAUUCCUACUGGGUCCCCUACAUGACGGUGGUUGCUUUCCUUGUGUACUUCAUUCCUCUGAUCAUUAUCAGUGUCAUAUACUCAAUCGUGAUUCGAACCAUCUGGAUGAAGAGCAAAGCUCAGGCUGUCAUUAUAUCCAGCUGCACUGAUGGCAGAACCUCUGCUGGCUACAGCAGUCGUGGGUUCAUAUCCAGAGCAAAAGUGAAAGCCAUCAAGUACAGCAUUGUAAUUGUUCUUGCAUUCGCUCUCUGUUGGAGCCCCUACUUUCUGUUUGAUAUCCUGGACAACUUCAACAUCCUCCCCGAGACCAAAGAGCGCUUCUACGCAUCCGUGAUAAUUCAAAACCUGCCGGCCCUGAACAGUGCCAUCAAUCCCCUCAUCUACUGCCUCUUCAGCAACCACCUCUGCACCCCCUUUGAGGAGAGAAGAACACGAAGGUUGGAGGGGACUUUCCGGGACCGGAGUGAUGGAGGGCAGGAGAUGCAGGUCCUGUCCAAACCAGAAUACAUCUAGCACAGGUAAUGCCCUCAGAACCACAGCAGGACCCAUGCUGAGGAGAGCAGAGGUUUCCCCGAAGAACAGACAGACACCAAGCAUGAACUGACUGGACUGAACCUGUGCCUUGCUGCUGUUGAACAGCACGAGCACUUGGGACCAGCACUGCACCUUCAGCUAUCACACUCUGCCAGGACCAAGCCAGCCACAAGGGCUUUGCAUGCUACUUUUGUGAUGGCUCAUUUUAGCCAUCUGUUUUCAAGCAAGAUGUAACAUAUCCAUACUCCAAAUGGCAAAAAGCAAUGUAAACAGUGUCUAAUCAAAGCCUUCUCUCUGUUCUUCAAGAAUCUCUUGCAGCCAUCCAGUACCAUGCAGCUCAUAGAAUUGGUGAAGUGUUUACAAGUAGUUACAGGAGGGUACCCUGCUUAAAAUGAACCCAGGAACUUUUCAAAUGAGAAUACACCCCUGUCACUCUAAGUUUAUGUCUUGGCUUCACGUGCAACCACUGACAAUGCCCUACCAGAAAAGAGGGGACUGUAGGGAUGGAUGGUUGCCUCCCUCCCACCAUGCCAUCCUCCCAUACACACCAUCUCUGUAGCUCAUCCUCCCAUCCCCUUGCAGAACUUCCCUGCUAUUUUAUCUUGGCUCCCCUACCUUUACUUGCCAUGACAAAUAUGGGUGAUAAGUUUCUUCUGGGCUACUGUAUAAUAAGAUGUGAGCCCAAAUCCUAUUGUGCCUCAGCUGCUCUGCUGCUCACAUCCCUGUGACAAAAGCCCAAGCAGCCUUUGGGGGAUUCUAUGCUUAUGCCACAUAGGUACACUUGCCAUACCGGACACUCCAGCAGAGCAGAUCAAUCUUGCCACAACAUAAAGGUGUUUCUCCCUGUCUAUAUAAGAGAUGAUAUAUAGCUCUAGAUUCUCUACAUAAGAGAUAUAUCUACAGGUAUUUCCCUCCCUACAAAAUUCUUUAAUGUCCCUUAAAUCAUAGAGGGAACUGUAUACAUCUUCAGAGAAGCUCAAAGCUGGAGAAAAGCAUGGGUUAAAUUGUAAAACUCAAAUUAUAUUUUUAAAAAUUACUGGCUGAUGUUCCAGUCUUAUAAAUUCAUUGUGGGGUUCACAGAGCACCAGGCAGCGCUCGGUGGCACAGUAUCCUGAGCUGCUGGACAUCCCCUCCCUCAAACCCUUGGGUUUGAAUACAAAUGUUCUCAAUGUUUUAGCAACUGGGUGAAGGAUAUGAACGUCAAUGCUUAUUUUACUGUCGGUCAGCUUAAAUUGUUUGCAUGAUGAUGUGCUCUAACCAGCUGCACAGCAUAGUUUUGCUUUUCCCUGUGCAAAAUUUGCAUCCUUACAUGAGUCUGUUUAAACAGGUUUGUUUUGUUAUUUUAUGAUGCUGCUGCUUCACGCUGAGUUUAUUCCCUGCAAAACAAGAACUGAAUAAAAUUUACUUCAUUACCUAUGUUACGAAAAUGUUUUUUCCUAAGCAGAGGAUAUAUAAAAUCAUGUGGCUUUAUGUUCUUAGGAAAAUGA
This is a messenger RNA of Tympanuchus pallidicinctus (lesser prairie-chicken), 2880 nucleotides long. RefSeq names its product neuropeptide S receptor 1 (gene NPSR1). Gene Ontology annotation, molecular function: neuropeptide receptor activity; vasopressin receptor activity. The record is from RefSeq and is a predicted model, not a curated record. The transcript is spliced from 10 exons. Gene Ontology annotation, biological process: neuropeptide signaling pathway; positive regulation of release of sequestered calcium ion into cytosol. NCBI's taxonomy places the organism in Eukaryota, Metazoa, Chordata, Aves, Galliformes, Phasianidae. The coding region runs from base 251 to 1372 and encodes 373 amino acids. Gene Ontology annotation, cellular component: membrane; cytoplasm.